GCCCAGGACGGGAGCCCCGGAGCCCCGGAGCCCAGGAGCCCAGGAGCCCGGGACCGGAGAAGCAUGCCCUCGCCCGCCACCGCCGGAGGACGGCGCGACACUGACGCGGGGAGUAAAUGAGGAAUAAAGGAAGCCCAUCUGAGAAGCUAGCGAAAUUCAAGACUGGCAAAGGAAGCCCAUUCAGCCUCUUCACGCUUGUGUUUUCAGGGACUGGCCAUUUCUCAGCCCCUGGAGGGAGAUUCCCUGCUCCAAGGAAGUGAAAAUAAUGAACUUUUGGAGGUACUGCCUUUUUGCUUUCACUGCGCUGAGUGUGGUUCUGUUUGUGAUACGUUACAACAGCCGAUUAAGCCUGCCCCAGAGGAGGCUGAAUGGUUCCAGCGAAAGGGACGCCGUAGUCAGUGCCUGUGAGGACGCCCUGGAAGAGAAGUCCGCUGCUCUCUGGGAGAGGACGUUGCCAUCGCCUUUGGGAAGUGUCCCCUGCGAGGACUACCUGAUCCAGAGCCACUACAUCACAAGCCCCCUGUCGGAGGAAGAAGUGGCGUUCCCUUUGGCAUAUGUCAUGGUCAUCCAUAAAGACUUUGGUACUUUUGAAAGGCUCUUCAGGGCUGUCUACAUGCCCCAAAAUAUCUACUGUGUCCAUGUGGAUGCGAAGGCCACAGAGGAGUUUAAGGCAUCUGUGUGGCAGUUACUGAGCUGCUUCCAAAAUGCCUUUAUUGCUUCAAAGACCGAGUCUGUAGUCUACGCGGGAAUGUCCAGGCUCCAGGCGGACCUGAACUGCCUGAGAGACCUGGUGGCCUCCGAGGUCCCGUGGAAGUACGCCAUCAACACCUGUGGGCAAGACUUCCCCCUGAAAACCAACAAGGAGAUCAUUCAGCAUCUGAAAGCUUUCAAAGGGAAAAACAUUACCCCAGGGGUGCUGCCUCCGGCUCAUGCAAUUGGACGGACUAAGUACGUCCACCAAGAGCACAGAGGCAAAGACGGCUCUUUUGUGAGGAACACGAAUGUUUUGAAAACCUCACCUCCACAUCAGCUGACCAUUUACUUUGGCACUGCCUACGUGGCCCUUACCAGGGAGUUUGUCAACUUCAUCUUCCAUGACCAAAGGGCCAUCGAUCUACUGCACUGGUCAAAGGAUACGUAUAGCCCCGAUGAACAUUUCUGGGUGACGCUUAAUAGGAUUCCAAGUGUCCCUGGCUCCAUGCCAAAUGCAUCAUGGACUGGUAACCUCAGAGCCGUGAAGUGGAUUGACAUGGAAGACAAACACGGAGGCUGCCAUGGCCAUUACGUGCGUGGCAUUUGUAUCUAUGGAAAUGGAGACUUAAAGUGGUUGAUUAAUUCGCCAAGCCUUUUUGCUAACAAGUUUGAACUUACUACAUACCCCCUUACUGUGGAAUGCCUAGAACUGAGACUUCGAGAAAGAACCUUAAAUCAGAGUGAAACUGCAAUACAACCCAGCUGGUAUUUUUGAUCGCCUGCAACUUGUGAUUGAAGGGAAGUCGCUGUUGGGAAGAAGAGCUUUUGAGAGAGGACUUCACCUUGGCCAACAGUUUCAGGACUGAGGUCAUGACCUCAGGAUCGGGCUCCACUAUUAUAUGUUGAAAUAUCCACUGGACAAUAAUAGGAGGCUGUGCAGAGUGGUCCUGGCCCUUUGUCCACUCUGGCUGUUUCCUAAUGCUCACCUCUGUGCCAGCUUGUUGUUCUGAUCAAUGAUCAUUUUCACUAUUGUCACAUCUUUGCACCAGAUAUUCACUAUAUAUAAAUGUUCUAAUCAAAAGGAGAAGUGUAUGUAAUAUGAUUUAGGAAAGAAGAACUGGGUUUCUUUGAAGAGGGAAUCUUUUAUAACAGACCUAUAGCCGCAUAUUAAUGAACACCACUCUUCUUUGCUCAACUGUACAUAGAUGUACAAGCAGCUUUCUGGAUAACUCACCGAUCGCCUUUCAAACUUGAGCUACUAGAACUGAAGAACUAGAUCCUGUUCCUGAGUUUUAGCACUAGCAUUUUCAGUUUUCUUGCUGAAGUUCUGUAUAAACUCAUUAACAGGAGGCAGAAUGUGCUUUAAGUAGUCACUGCCUGCUGCUUCAGUAAAAGGACUCCAGGGAAGCAGAACAUUUCUCGAUUAUAUCAGAAUGUGUUCUGAUCCCCCUUUCAUCAUUUUUCAUUGAGAACACUGAAAAGUUCUCACAGAAUGAAGAAACUCCUAGAAGAGAGGUGGUAUUGCAUGGAUCUAGUCUCAAGUCUCUUAUACCUCAGAAUGAACCAAUCUCGUCUGCCACCACCCUCCACCCCCACCAAAGUUAUCUUAACUGCAAAAUGGAGACCAAAUUCUAUCCUUGAGGCUUUAACAAGGCUAUAGUGUUCUCUGAGUGGCUUAACAAUGUCUGGUGCUGAUAAGAAUGCCUAGAUUUUUAAGAGCUUUAAAUUGUGGGUAAGCAUCCCUGCCAUUUAUCUCUUGUCCAUUCCCUCAUCCAAUUCAUUCAGCAUGCCAUCAGUAAAUAUUUAUUGUCUACUAUACACCAGACACAUGCUGAGACAAAGAGGGAAAAGUAAGACACAAGCUUUUUCACUCUAAAAAUCUUGGUAAUGUGAAGGUUGCAUAGACUGCUCUAGAGAACCUUAGAUAAUGGUUGUAUUUUAAUACAUUCACAUGUAGAUUGUAGAUUGUGAUAUCGAACCAAGGAUCUCAGUAAUUACAAACUGAGGUUUAAGUCAGAGAUCACUCAAAA
Myotis davidii is the source of this 2723-nucleotide messenger RNA. Its product is annotated as N-acetyllactosaminide beta-1,6-N-acetylglucosaminyl-transferase, isoform C. Gene Ontology annotation, molecular function: acetylglucosaminyltransferase activity. NCBI's taxonomy places the organism in Eukaryota, Metazoa, Chordata, Mammalia, Chiroptera, Vespertilionidae. Bases 266 to 1468 code for a protein of 400 amino acids. Gene Ontology annotation, cellular component: membrane. The record is from RefSeq and is a predicted model, not a curated record. Gene Ontology annotation, biological process: transforming growth factor beta receptor signaling pathway. The transcript has 3 exons.